CGUUUUUGUCUUCAGUGCUGCUUCCCACCUCUGGAGUCACUUCUCUACAAACUGAAGCUUUGAAAAAAGGUCUGAAGCUUUGGUUGUGUUCCAGAGGGACUCUACAAGCCAGCAAACUCACCAGUGCUGCCAGGAACCUGAUGUACCUGAAGUCACACGUAUGUAUCUGAUGGCUUUGACCAUUUAACAACUCCCUUCUCAUUCUUUUCUUUCCUUUUCUAAUAAACCUUUCGUUUCCGAUACCGACGGGUAGGCUGGCAGCGUGGUAUUUCGGGUAAGAUCCACACUAGUGUUGAUCUGGAAAUGUGGCUGGCCCUUUGGGGAUUACAGGAACGUUUUGUAUAGUGAGCAGAGUUUUAAAUAACUUCUCACUGUACUGGACCUAGGUGCUGAUUGGGAGGCAGAGGCUGGGAUGCAGUAAAGGGGGAUGGGUGAUUUCUGGUUUUGGCUUCUUGAUAAUGAGCGUGGUGGGGAUCAGGAGCAGAGUUGUGACUGGUUGCUGAGUUGAACUUCCGUUACCCACCAGUUUGGGGAGAACUGGCUCUGCUUUGCAGCCUGCCCUGGCUUUGGCAGUGUCCGCGAGGGCUGCCCCAGGCUCCUUGGGUCACAGGAGGACCCUCAGGAAUCGGGCUCCCAGCAGAAAGCACCAAGGGGACCUCACUUUUUGGACUGCCAGUGGAAAGAGACGCGUGGUCAGACACGUUUGACUCUGUGUGGGGCUGGUUACAGAAACCUUAUAUCCCAGGAGCCACUGUAGGAGUUAUCCUAGCCUGGGCGUGCCAGCAAACCCGGGGAGCCCCUGGCCCAUCAGCACCUUAAGGCCCAAUGAGCAGCACUUCAGCUUACCUCUCCCACCUGCUUCCCUGCCUAAGGUGCCUUCACAUGGUCCUCUCGCUCCGCCUCUGCCGUGUGCUGGGAUCUAUCUAUAGCUGGUCACUGACCGCACUCCUCACAGCACUGCCCAGGUCACACGGCUUCUUUUCAUUUUGUCUUGCUGACCUGCCAGCGGCUUGGGCUGGAGAUUGAAUUUCAGUGAGACAGACACAAAAUAACCGAAGUGCCCGCUCACUUCUGGGAACUGCCAGCAAGGAGAGACCCAACGCAGCUCAGGUUGCAGCCCCGGCCUGCUGCGAGGGGAUAUAAAGACAGGGCCUGACGGGUGGCCCCAGACUAAGUGCCUGGGAGACUCAAUUGGCUUCUGCAGGCGGCUUCUACUCCAAGUGAUGAUGGGGAAAAUCGGCUUCUCCCUGAUCCUCGCCCUGGCUCUGGUGACCCUCAGCACCUCUUCAGAGAGAAAGUGUGACCUGUCCGGACUGUGGCGGAAUGAGCUGGGCUCACUGAUGGAAAUAGAUAAAGUUAACGAUGCAGGAGAAUUUUCCGGCAAUUACCUCACAGUUGUGACGGCCACCAGCAACUGUAUCCGCAGCUCGCCCCUGAAGGGAGCCCAGCAUGACACGACACAGAGGAGCCAGCCGACCUUCGGCUUCACUGUGAACUGGGAGACGUUCUCGAACUCGACAACCGUCUUCGUAGGCCAGUGCUUCAUUGGUGAUAAAGGGAAGGAAACUCUGAAGACCAUGUGGCUGCUGCGUGAGAAGGUUGGAUCCCCUGGAGAUGGCUGGAGAGCGACCAGGGUCGGCACAAACGUUUUCACCCGGAAACGAAAUCUAGAGCCAGGGAAAAUCAUUCAGCAGCACUCUCCACCCUGUGAUACUCCAGUUCCACCAGCACCAGCACAGUGAACACGCCCUCCAGCUCCACGGCUCCUGUGCCCACCCGGUCUGGAAUUGUCCUGGGCACUCUCAAGUGUGUCUCGCCCAGCAGAGUCACCCGUCUCUGUCUCCACCUCCCCCUUGCUCGCUGGUUACCCCUCCCAGAAUCACUGCCCAUGCCCCCAAUGCUGCAGUUUAGUUCAUUUCUCAGCAAUGCUCUAGUGCUGGAGGCAAAUGAGUGUCUUGUGUUUUUAUCGCUCUUGGCUUUUUCAGUCAUGGCGUCCACCUGCCCCUCUCCUACUUCCCUGGAUGAUC
Messenger RNA from Mauremys reevesii (Reeves's turtle), 2027 nucleotides. RefSeq names its product avidin-like. The coding region runs from base 1224 to 1742 and encodes 172 amino acids. The record is from RefSeq and is a predicted model, not a curated record. Lineage: Eukaryota; Metazoa; Chordata; Testudines; Geoemydidae. The transcript is spliced from 4 exons. Gene Ontology annotation, molecular function: biotin binding.